AUGGCUACUCCCAUUGAUAACCGUCCUAGCCUCCAUCCGCUAUGGACUUCUCAAUACAAUCUGGGUGGCUUUCCUCGCUCCUCUUCGGGCCGUUCUGCCUCCGCCUCAUACUUCAGCUCCUCGGACCGCUCUCCCAAGAGCUUGCCUACGCCGGUAUUCCCCUCCAAUGAUGGCUCCAUGAGACAACAUGAACGGGCCAUGGUCGACCGCCUUGGUGGCCAGAAACCUCGUACAGCACUGCGCCUCGACCUCAGCCCAAGGAAGACUGCCCAUCGCCCAUCUCCGCUUUCUCCCCUCGCCGAGCACUCCGUUGAUGGAAGACGGUACUCGGCCGCUCAAAUGAGCCCCCGCCGACCUCCUCCCCCGCCUUCCCCUCGAUCACCACCAGUCGCAGGCAACCGCCGCCAGACGCUCGCCGCUGAGAACCGCUCCAUGCUCCUCGCUGGCCUGGGAGACGAGGCGAAGCGCCGCCAGUCUGUCCCGAACGCAGGUUAUCUCCCAAGAUCCAAGGAUGCGGACAAGCGCCAUCAACUUGAGCAACUUCGCGCCUGGGGACAUGUCUACCUCGGCGAUGCAAAGACUUCAGAUGUCUUUGUUAACGCCGUGUCCCUCCGCCGCGACUCCAACGCAUCCACAAACUCAGAAGGAUCUGCUGGCGACUCAUCCCCGACCCGCAUGCCAACGACGCCCACGAUCCCCUCCAACCAGACCGCAAUCCGCGCUCGCGUGCGCCCCCGUGCCCUGGAACGCAAACCGUUCCUGAUCCAGCGCACCUUCGACAUCGAGCAGCUGCGUUCCACAGUAGCAGACCCGCUCCCGAGCACUCCCCCGGCAUCAGACGCCCGCCGCCGCCCAUCCCUCGCGGGCUCCCCGCCGCAAAGGUCUCCCCGGCCGGCCAUGGCCCGCCGGAGAUCCAGCAGUGCCGCGCAUGGCUCUUCUCUCCCUUACAGCCGCGCAGACUCGCGAGCCCCGUCGCGUGGCGCAUCCACGAUGCCAAUCCAUCUCCAAUACGCCCGAUCCUCUCUGCCGGUGUUGGCUGCCCUCAUUGUCUCCGGCCACAUUACAGCUGGCGACGUUAUCGAUCUGCCACUGCCCUAUCCCGAGGUCUGGGACCGCACGGUGGCCUACGUGUACACCGGACAAGGGGACCUGACGGAUGCAGUCAGGGAAAACAUCCUCUACCUCGCCGGGAAAGUCUAA
Colletotrichum chrysophilum is the source of this 1200-nucleotide messenger RNA. RefSeq lists its product as uncharacterized. The transcript is spliced from 2 exons. The coding region runs from base 1 to 1200 and encodes 399 amino acids. The record is from RefSeq and is a predicted model, not a curated record. NCBI's taxonomy places the organism in Eukaryota, Fungi, Ascomycota, Sordariomycetes, Glomerellales, Glomerellaceae.